Molecule: messenger RNA, 1167 nt
Organism: Neoarthrinium moseri
Lineage: Eukaryota; Fungi; Ascomycota; Sordariomycetes; Amphisphaeriales; Apiosporaceae
Exons: 3
Coding region: 1-1167 (388 amino acids)
Cellular component (GO): cytoplasm
Molecular function (GO): 2-oxoglutarate-dependent dioxygenase activity
Source: RefSeq, a predicted model, not a curated record
AUGGCACAUCUUGAAUCUCGCAAGCAUAUCUCGCCCGAUUCGGGUUUCCCCAUUACGCUUCAUCCCAAGUUCUCGGACAAGAUCAAAGACCAUACGCCACCGGAGCCACCGCGGACUGAGAUAUUCCCUGGAAAGGACCGAGCUGCAUUUGCCGAUCCUGAAAAAAGAGCAUUGUUGUCUGCGGCAAAGCGGACUGACCUUACCGAGUCCAUCGGUACAGUGUUAGAUGAUGUUCAGCUUUCAACGUUGACGCCGGAACAGCUCGAUGAGUUGGCAUUGUUGGUGAACGAGCGCGGGGUCGUAUUCUUCCGGGACCAAGACCUCACGACCGACAAGCAGGUCGAACUUUUUGAGCAUUAUGGGAUUUUGGACAAGCACCCGGCCCAGAAAGACGUCAAGCACGUCAUAAUUCGAGGUAGCCGCGAGAACCACCGAGAGAUUCUGAAGUAUACGCCUUGGCCGUCAGGAGACUUUCAUGCGGACACUUCAUUUGAGAUCAAUCCACCCUCGUACUCAAUGCUGCGGAUGGAGGAGCACCCAGAUGUCGGUGGCGACACAGCCUGGGUGUCAAGCUAUGGAUUGUAUGACACCCUCAGCAAGGCGAUGCAGAAGUUCGUUGACGGCCUACACGCCGUGCACACCUCGCGGUUACAGUACGACACCAUCCUUGACCUUUGGAAUGUCGGGCCCAAUCGUCCGCCAAUUGAUUCGCAUCAUCCUGCAGUGCGGACACAUCCUGUCACGGGCCUCAAAGCUCUAAACAUUAACCCGGGCUUCACAACGGGCUUCGCAGAGCUUAACAAGGUCGAAAGUGAUAAGUUGCUUGACUUCUUCCAAUACCACAUCCAUUCUGCUGAUGACCACUACGUAAGAUGGAAGUGGACGGUCGGUAGUGUGGCAAUGUGGGAUAACAGGUGUGUAGUACACCGCGUAAUCCCGGGUCGAUAUGAAGGCAACCGGCGAGGCAUCAGGACAACAGUGUUUGGAGAGAAACCAUAUUUCGACCCCACCAGUGAAAGUCGGUAUGAGAGAGAAGAAAAGUUCAAGGAACAAGGGCAGAAUGAUGGCGAACUUCAAGAGAAACUAGACGAGCAGAAAGGCACGCCCAGUUCAAGUUCAGAGCCUGAAGGCAACAAGGCAGUACCGAUGACACCCACCAGAUCUUAG